UGGCCCUCAUAAGAGGAAGGAGAGAGAGAGAGAGAGAGAGAGAAGGAUGCGGGUUCCGAGCUCUACCGAGUUGUUCCGCAGAGACUUAAUGGAGCAGCCGGUACUAUUUGAAGAGUACUCAGGAGCGAGAAAGGUGAUCUUGAACCGGCCUUCCAAGUUAAACACCCUCACUCUCGAAAUGGUUUCUCAGAUGUCUAACAAGUUGCAAAUCUACGAGGGCGAUCAUACCGUCAACCUUGUUAUCUUGAAGGGGAACGGAAAAGCAUUUUGCGCAGGCGGUGAUGUUAUUGGAAAUAUGUGCUCCAUCUUAACAGGACAUUGGAGCUACGGAGCAAGCUUUUACAAGAAAGAGCUCACGUUGGAUCACUUGAUUGCUACCUAUAAAAAGCCUUUGAUAUGCCUCAUCGAUGGAGUCGUAAUGGGUGGUGGCGCUGGAAUCUCCAUGCAUGGGAGCUUUAGAGUUGUGACAGAGAAGACGGUAUUGGCAAUGCCUGAAGCCUCAAUUGGACUUUUCCCGGAUGUGGGUGCUUCUUAUUUCCUGUCCAAGCUUCCCGGUUACUUUGGUGAAUAUUUAGGGCUAACAGGAGCACGAAUAGAUGGAGCAACAAUGCUUGCAUGUGGUCUUGCAACUCAUUUUGUCUUUUCAAAGGAUCUUCCUCCGUUAGAACAAGCUCUCUCUUCAGUGGAGUCCUCAAAUGCAUCAGAAAUUUUAUCUGUCAUCAGCAAAUAUACGCACAAAUCCAAUGUGAAAGAGGAAGAAUUCCACAAAAGAUUGAAGAGUAUAAACAAGUGUUUCUCAAGACAAACUGUGGAGGACAUAUUACAUUCUCUUGAAGAGAAGUUGUUAGACAACUUUACAGAGAAAUGGAUCGCGGAUGCAGUGAAAAAUAUGAAGUCUGCUAGUCCAACUAGCCUAAAGAUAUUUCUGAGAUCGAUAAGAGAAGGACGUGGUCAGACGAUUGAACAAUGUCUAGCUCGAGAGUACACCAUCUUUUGCAACAUCGUGCGAAGGAAGAUCACCAAUGACUUCUAUGAGGGUUCAAGGGCAAUUUUAUUCGAUAAAGUCAAUAAACCCAAGCUGAGCUGGGCGAACCAGCUGCUGGUCAUUAGCAUUGGCUGGGCAUGGGGCUGCUCUACUGCUGGAGUUGGAAUGCUGAACAGUGGCUUGCGGGUUGAGCGGCACGAGGAGCUGGUCGCGGUUGCUAGCCUUGCUGCCCUUAUUGGACUGGCUGCUGGAAUUGCUGGCUUGCGGCAACAAAACAAAAGGAAAGGGCCUGGUGAAGGAGAGGGACGUGAGGUGAGAGUUUGCUGGGUUGAAGUGUUGCUGGUGUGA
Messenger RNA from Eucalyptus grandis, 1333 nucleotides. Its product is annotated as 3-hydroxyisobutyryl-CoA hydrolase 1. The transcript is spliced from 14 exons. Gene Ontology annotation, molecular function: 3-hydroxyisobutyryl-CoA hydrolase activity. The record is from RefSeq and is a predicted model, not a curated record. Gene Ontology annotation, biological process: L-valine catabolic process. The coding region runs from base 47 to 1333 and encodes 428 amino acids. NCBI's taxonomy places the organism in Eukaryota, Viridiplantae, Streptophyta, Magnoliopsida, Myrtales, Myrtaceae.